AUGGAAUAUUUUAGCAAAAUUAGUGAAAGUAAAACAGAAUAUAAUUUUGAUGCCAAAUUUUGGAUGGCAACAAGCCUUUCAAUAGGGUUAGGUGUCAAUAAAGAUGAAGAACGUGCUUAUAAUUACUUUAAGGAAUUUGAUUCUGAUAUGAAACCAAAACUUACAAUCAUUGUGAUUAAUGAUCAUGUGUGGGAUUGGUAUUAA
Racocetra persica is the source of this 204-nucleotide messenger RNA. The record is from the annotation of a GenBank genome assembly. Lineage: Eukaryota; Fungi; Glomeromycota; Glomeromycetes; Diversisporales; Gigasporaceae.